UUAACUUUAUUGUGACUUGUGUUAACUUGAGAUUGGGAAUGAAUAUAUACAUACAUAUAUACACACAAAUACAUAUUUAUAUACAUAUAUAUCUGAUGAUUAUUUUCUGAGAGCACAUCUCUCUGGCACUUUUCAUUGAUACCUCUGUCCUUUACCUCUUCGGGAUCUGACAAGCUUCAGACUCUGGCUGUGGAUACUGACUGCUCUAUAAAUGGGUAUUUCUUCAAAAAACUGGGUUUCCAGCAUUCACUUAAGCAGUCUCUCUUUUUCUGACUCAUGCUGGGUUUGAGGAAAUAAUUUCUCACUUUUCCUUCAGAGAGACCUCUGAGUAACCGGGGACUUGGCCUGCCUUGCCUACCGAGUGUGGGGGAAGAUGGGAUGGACAGGAGGUGAUUCUGUUCCGUGAAGUAAUCGCUCAUCACCAGCUGGGGGUUAAACUACUUUUGCAGCAUCACUUCACCUGUGGACUCUUCUGAAUUUUGCUUUCUUGGGGAAAAGAACUGGGGUAAGAGGAGGUCAUUUUUAACAAGUUGGCACCCUUCUCCUUCCCUUACAAGUUGGUGCAGAGGAUAAAGCUGUGACUGUUGGAUUACACCUUCACCUCAAAACAGGAGAAGAAAAAGAAGAAAAGGACCAUGGCUCUGAGUGGAAACUGUAGUCGUUAUUAUCCUCGAGAACAGGGCGCCGCAGUUCCCAGCUCCUUCCCCGAGGUCGUGGAGCUGAAUGUUGGGGGUCAAGUGUAUUUCACUCGCCAUUCCACAUUAAUAAGCAUCCCUCAUUCCCUCCUGUGGAAAAUGUUUUCCCCAAAGAGAGAAACAGCUAACGAUCUAGCCAAGGACUCCAAGGGAAGGUUUUUCAUUGACAGAGAUGGAUUCUUGUUCCGUUAUAUUCUGGACUAUCUCAGGGACAGGCAGGUGGUCCUACCUGAUCACUUCCCAGAAAGGGGGAGACUGAAAAGGGAAGCUGAGUACUUCCAGCUCCCAGACUUGGUCAAACUCCUGACCCCUGAGGAAAUCAAGCAAAGCCCAGACGAAUUCUACCACAGUGACUUUGAAGAUGCCUCCCAAGGAAGCGACCCGAGAAUCUGCCCUCCGGCUUCCCUGCUCCCUGCUGACCGCAAGUGGGGCUUCAUUACCGUGGGCUACAGGGGGUCCUGCACCACAGGCAGGGAGGGGCAGGCAGAUGCCAAGUUUCGCAGAGUUCCCCGGAUUUUGGUUUGUGGAAGGAUUUCCCUGGCAAAGGAGGUCUUUGGAGAAACUUUGAAUGAGAGCAGAGACCCUGACCGAGCCCCAGAAAGAUACACCUCCAGAUUUUAUCUCAAAUUCAAGCAUCUGGAAAGGGCUUUCGACAUGCUGUCAGAGUGUGGGUUCCACAUGGUGGCCUGUAACUCCUCGGUGACGGCGUCUUUCGUGAACCAGUACACAGAAGACAGAGUGUGGUCGAGCUACACCGAGUACGUCUUCUACCGUGAGCCUUCCAGGUGGUCGUCCUCGCACUGUGACUGCUGCUGCAAGAACGGCAAGGGCGACAAAGAAGGGGAGAGCGGCACGUCCUGCAACGACCUCUCCACCUCUAGCUGCGACAGCCAGUCCGAGGCCAGCUCUCCCCAGGAGACGGUCAUCUGCGGGCCGGUGACGCGCCAGACCAACAUCCAGACCCUGGACCGCCCCGUCAAGAAGGGCCCCGUCCAGCUGAUCCAGCAGUCGGAGCUGCGGCGGAAAAGCGACCUGCUCCGAACUCUGACAUCAGGCUCCAGGGAGUCGAACAUGAGCAGCAGAAAAAAAGCUGUGAAGGAAAAGCUCUCCGUUGAGGAAGAGCUGGAGAAAUGCAUCCAGGAUUUCCUCAAGAUCAAAAUUCCAGAUCGGUUUCCCGAGAGGAAACACCCUUGGCAAUCUGAACUUUUACGGAAGUAUCACCUAUAGGGGAGGGCGGCUGGGGUGGGAGAAGCAGCGGGCUGUGUCCCCGUUUGGACGUACACCUCCAAAAGCGAUGCAGAGUCGAGAAGACCAACAGCUAACAAUGCACAUUUGUGAGAACACAAUGGCCCGUCGAUACUACUACUGCCUGUUUACCUGGUUCCCCUUAACAUGUCAGUCCACAGGGUAGAUUUCUUUCCAGAUGUGGAAGCAUAAGAAAAUGUUCCGGUUAUUUGCUGGUGUAUUGCCUUGGUCCUAUGCGCUGGGUAUCCUAUAUAGGGAGAGCCGGCUGCCUAACUGUAGCUGAGAGGCCUUGGGACUCAUUUAUCCCAAACUGAGUUUUUCUGUCAUCUUCUACCUCUCUCCUUUGAAAGAGAUUGUGGUAGAAAGAGAUCUGGCCCAACGGCACAUGUUUGGAUUUUUUUUUUAAUUUUCCUUUUCCCUUUGUUUACGGGGUCUGGGGGGAUUGGCUGAUUUAUAUGACUUUUCACUCAAAUCUAUUAUGUGACAGUUUAUAUUGACUCUGUAUGCAUGAGUAUUUGUGCAACAAGAACACAACGUCUGUAUAUACACACAGUGCACACGACCCCAGGGGCCCUAGUACCCUAAGGGGGAUUCCCUGCUCCCCGUAGCACCUCUUAGAGCAUUUCAGACAAACGAGCCGAGGCUCGUUUCUUACAAUCCUCUGGGAAGAUUUCCCUGCCUCUCUUGGCAACGCUCCCUAACCCUCCUCAUCAACAAAGUGUCUUCCUUAUUUUGAAAUUGACACCUUCAAGCUCCAUUUCAUUGCUCUUUCUCUGCACUAGGAGAGGGUGACAAGAGCUAGUCAAACUUUGUGUUAAAAAAAACAAACAUUCGUUUCCACGAAAAUUCCUAUGAAAUGACCCCACCCUCAGCCUGCUCUACCCUGAGCUGAAUUAUCUUCCUUCUGUCAAUGUUUUCAGAGUUCUUCCCGCCUGUGUUUUCAUUGGCACAGCCUUUCUGCAUCAUCCACAUCCCUCUCUCUGCAUCCCUGUGUAGCUGUGGAAGGAAGACCACCACCCAGGUGCUUGACCAAGGCCCCAGCCUUUUGUUGAAGUGGGGAUCAUGCUCCAUACACCACCCAGUAACUCCUCAUGACUUGUUGACACCCAGAGCUGCGUUGUUACUUUCUCAUAGCCUUUCCUUGGCCUUUGGGAUGCUGGGAUUUGGUGGUCCAUUUUUCUGAUGUCUUUGAAUAAUCCGACUAGUAACUAGAGCUCCAAAAUUAAGGUUUUGCCUAUCUAAACUAUCUUUCUUAAUUACAUCCUUGACCUGUAUGAACACAACCAAAAGGAAACUACUAGUAGCCCUCCCCUCUCAUGACUCUGUAUUCUAUUAAGGUACCAAGAGUAGACUGGUGGUGAAUGAAUAUUAAAAGGCCAGUUUUUGUUUGCAGCAUGCCUGAUGCAUUUCAGUGGGAAAUGAAAAAAUAAUUUGGCAAUCAUUAGUUGUGUGCCAAGCACUCCUAAUUUUUUUUUUUGUGUGUGUGUGUGUGUGUGUGCGUGUGUUUGUGUACAUAUAUCACAGGUAAUAAAGGCAAACUGGAUGAUACCUGUAGGAGGGAAAAAUAAUCAUUUGCUUCCUUUUGAAAUAUUUCACUGACGCACAUUUAUCAUGUGAAAGGUUUUGUGAUUCCUGUCACUAGGGCCCAUUCGUUUAUGGAUGUCUUUCUGAAUUGUAAUUCUCGCCCUCGCGCCUGGAUAUUAGACUCUUGUACUGAUAGUGCAAAUGGAAUUUAAAGUUUACUUAGAUGAGCAGAAAGUUCAUUUGGUGAGUUGAGUUGUCAAGAGAGUUAUUAUUUAUGAAUUGAAGUGGUAUUCUUUUGUGUAUUGAUAUAUUAGCAGACAUUUGAUCUUAACUACAACACAGCUUAUAAAGCCUUUCAAUAUGUCUUCAUUCUUUUCAAUGUUUUUUAAUAUCACAUCCAAAUACCAUCACCCUAACAAUAGAGGAACCUGCAAAAAA
Manis javanica (Malayan pangolin) is the source of this 3902-nucleotide messenger RNA. NCBI's taxonomy places the organism in Eukaryota, Metazoa, Chordata, Mammalia, Pholidota, Manidae. The record is from RefSeq and is a predicted model, not a curated record.